UAUUACAGGUCCUUACGGCGCAUGUGCAAAAGGAAGUGAAAUCAAACGCAACAACAAAUUCAGCCGUAGUAUCGAACUACCAACCUAACAUUCGUGUUGGGGUCACGAGAGAGACGAGGAAACACGAAGACGACAGCUGAAACCGAGUUUUAGAAAGCCAGCACCGGGGCUAAAGUGAAAUAUUUACUUUUCUGAAGUGGAUCAACACACACAGUUGUGGCGCGGCGCACUUCUUCCUGUUGUCAAAGCUGACGCCGAGAUAAGAAACAAUGGAGGGAAUGUGACGGGAGCGUAACAUGGGAGCCUAACUGAAGGUAAACAAGCAGCCGAGGCGGGUUGGUGUUCUACAUGAGUCUGUCGGCAGGAUGUCGUUGAGUUCCGGAGGCUGGGUUCGCGUCCUCGAUCACGCGCCGGACCAGUUCGCCGAUCCCCCCGGCCACCAUGAGGCCUCGCAGUCUCAACUCGGCUGCCAAACCGUCCUCAUGUCGGUUCGGGUGUCGGUGUGCCAUUCUGGUAUUCGGCCGCUGUGUCUUCCGGGAGCGGGCGAUGAGUCACUCCGCCUGCAGCUCGGCAUGGACCCGGGGAAAUCCGGGGAAUUCCGACUGUCGCUCCAGAGCAGCAGCGGGACUGGCCGGAGUGUGACCAUCGCUGAGUUUGAUUUAAAGACUGUAAACUAUGAAGUGAAGUCACCAAAGUGCCACGAGCUCAUUCUUGCGGCUCCCCCGCAUGACCGCAUCAGCUUUAACUUUCGCUGUGAGCAGGAAGCUCAGGAGUGGGCUACUGUCGUGAUGUCUUCGCUUAAAGAAGCGCACAGAGCUGCACCUCAGGAAAAUGGAUCACAUCACCUUUCAGAUGCCCUUCAUGCACACAACACUCUGGCUUUACAACAAACCGAGGAGGCUUGUAUAGAGCUGACCAGAGCCAUAGAGGCCGGUGACAUCAAGUCUGCUUCGGUUUUCGCCUCCAGACUUGCCGGCCAGCACGUCUCACUGAAGAUCCUGCCCACUGCCGACAAAUAUGAAGAUGCUGAAAUCAGUCUGGUUGUUGUGGUGGAGGAUUCAUCGUCUUCCUGCUGCAUCACCGUGAAAGUCUUCCCUCACAUGACUACUGAAUCGUUAAAACAGCAGAUGUUUCUGGAGUACGGCUUUCACCCUCGGGUUCAACGCUGGGUCAUCGGCCAGUGCUUGUGCACCGACAAGCGGUCUUUGGCUUCUUAUGGGAUCCGUCAGGACGGAGACACGGCCUUCUUGUACCUCUUAUCAGCUCGUCACGCUCGCCUGACCCUUCAAGCGCUGCAGCAGGACCAGGAGAGCGCCCUGCUCCGCAGCCCUCCCCUGUCGUUUCAAAACCCUCAGCUCCCUGUAGCCUCCACAAACGGCCUCUCAUCUCGGGACAGGGCUUCGUUCUCCACGCUUCCUUCCAGACUCCGCAGCAGCAGCAAGACCGGAGAGCCAGAACGACUAAAGGUCAGCGAGAUUAGGGACUUCAUCAACCUGGAAAUUCCUCCACUCAAGGAUGAGUCAAACCCCAGCACAUCUUCCACUCAGGGUUGGUCAUGUCCCUCUUGCACUUACAUUAAUAAGCCAACGCGUCCAGGCUGUGAGAUCUGCAGCACAAACCGUCCUGAGAGCUACAUCGUUCCCGGAGGGUACCAGCCCGACGCUCUGGAGCUCAGACGGAUUCAGCAGGAAAAGGAGUCCAUCAGGCAGUACCAGCAGGCAAGAGAGAAGGAGCGAAGGGAAAACUUUGCUCGCCUGGUGAUGAUGGACGGUCAGGAUUUGGUCCCCAACCCGGACCCGGUGGAUUGUAGGAUUUGCUACAUGGAUUUACCGUCGGGGCAGGGUGUCCUGCUGCGGGAGUGUCUCCAUUGUUUCUGCAGAGAGUGUCUACGCUCUGUCAUCAUGCUGAGCGAGGAGCCCGAGGUGUCGUGUCCGUACAGAGACGAUGCAUACUCCUGCGACGGCGUUCUGCAGGAGAGGGAGAUCAAAGCGGUGAGUGGUUAUAGAAACCAGCUUGAUGUGUCGCCCUCUCCGUCCUCAUCCUCCUCUUUCUCUUCACAGCUGGUGUCGGCAGAGGAGUAUGAACGCUGGCUGCAGAGAGGGCUUUCCGUGGCAGAGUCCCGCUGCGAGGGCAGCUAUCACUGUGCCACGCCAGACUGUCUGGGGUGGUGCGUGUACGAAGACACUGUCAAUGUCUUCCACUGCCCAGUCUGCAAGAAACACAACUGCCUCAUUUGCAAGGCUAUCCAUGAAGGAAUGAACUGUAAACAAUACCAGGAUGACCUUGCAGUUCGGGCUAUAAAUGACUCUGCUGCUAGGAGAACAACACAUCUGCUGAAGACCCUUGUGCAGUCAGGCGAGGCCAUGUACUGUCCUCAGUGCGGCAUCAUCGUGCAGAAGAGGGACGGAUGCGACUGGCUGCGCUGCACUGUCUGCCACAUUGAGAUCUGCUGGGUAACCAGGGGGCCUCGGUGGGGGCCGAAGGGCCCCGGAGACACAAGCGGAGGAUGCCGGUGCAACGUCAACAAUCAGAAGUGUCAUCCCAAAUGCCAGAACUGCCACUGAGCGUGUGAACAAACCAAAAUAUCAGAGGAACUCGAAGACUGAACUUGAAUUUGCUCAAAGUCGAUGUGAAACAGUGAAAGAACUAUUCACUUUUACCUGAUGUGUUUGUAAUCUAAUAUGUCCCGUUUAAUGAAGACAUUUCUACCUGCCUGUUAUAUUUCAAUAACCAUCACUUGUUUCUUUGAGCAGGAAUAGUUUUCUGUGUACAACGUGCAGUCUAUAUUGACCUAACUGACCGUAAUCAUGAACAGUAUUUACAGAGGAUAAUUACCUUUGAAUGGUGCCUUUUUUUUCUUCACGUUUGCACUGCAGAUGUAGCUACACAGAUUACAGUGUUCCUGUUUUAA
This is a messenger RNA of Oryzias melastigma (Indian medaka), 2911 nucleotides long. It is a transcript of the gene shrprbck1r, whose product is annotated as sharpin and rbck1 related. NCBI's taxonomy places the organism in Eukaryota, Metazoa, Chordata, Actinopteri, Beloniformes, Adrianichthyidae. The coding region runs from base 366 to 2564 and encodes 732 amino acids. The transcript is spliced from 13 exons. Gene Ontology annotation, molecular function: ubiquitin-protein transferase activity; ubiquitin binding. The record is from RefSeq and is a predicted model, not a curated record. Gene Ontology annotation, biological process: protein linear polyubiquitination; positive regulation of canonical NF-kappaB signal transduction; proteasome-mediated ubiquitin-dependent protein catabolic process. Gene Ontology annotation, cellular component: LUBAC complex.